AUGCGUAUGAUGAAAUUUCCCUUGGUAGAAACUUUAAAUGAACGUUUAAAUUUGGCAGUUAAACAAGGUCCUAAUAAAGCAAUCGAACAACAUCUUAAACGUGGUCAAUUAUUAGUUCGUGAUAGAAUUGACCUUUUAUUAGAUGAAGAUUCUCCAUUUUUAGAAUUAUGUCCUUUAGCAGGAUGGGGUCGAGAUGGUAUGACAUUAGGUGGUUCAAGUGUUGCGGGUAUUGGCCUCGUCUGUGGCGUAGAAUGUUUAAUAAGUGGUAAUGUCCCAACAUUAUUUGGAGGUUCAUCUAACGAAGUUAGUGUCGCUAAAGGUGCUAGAAUUAAUGCUAUAGCUUGGCAAAAUAGAUUACCUUUAAUUCAAUUAAUUCAAACUGGAGGCGCUAAAUUAGAACAACAGUCUAAAGUUUUUCAUCCAGGUGGUGCUCAUUUUCGAAGUUUGGCCGAGCGAACAAAAGCCGGCCUUCCUACUUGUAGUAUAGUAUUUGGUAGUUCAACAGCUGGUGGUGCAUAUUCACCUAGUUUAACUGAUUAUGUCAUUAUGGUGAAAAAUCAAGCUCAAGUGUUCCUUGGUGGUCCACCACUUGUUCAAAUGGCUACCGGUGAAAUUGUCGAUGCUGAAAGCCUUGGUGGUGCUGAUAUGCACAGUAGAAAGUCUGGUGUUUCUGAUCAGCUUGCAUUGGAUGAAUACGAUGCUAUAUAUAAAGCUCGCGAAUUUAUUUCUAGACUUAAUUGGGAAAAAAGAGGAAAAAUUCCUCAAGGUCACCUUGCUCCAAAAAUAGAUGAACCUUUGGAGCCCUUUGAUGCUAACGAAGUGAUCAAUCGUAUAGUGGAUGGAUCAAGGUUUACGGCAUUUAAACCUCUUUAUGGACCAAAUAUAAUCACUGGUUGGGCUACUAUUCAUGGUUUCAAGGUGGGUAUAAUAGCCUCCAAUAAUGUUUUAUUCAUUCCGGAAAGUAAUAAAGCGACCCAAUUUAUUCGAAUGUGCAAUAUGAUGAACGUGCCACUCAUAUUUCUUCAAAAUACCACGGGAUUCAUGGUAGGUAAAAAAUAUGAGGAAGAAGGGAUA
Molecule: messenger RNA, 1074 nt
Organism: Dentiscutata heterogama
Lineage: Eukaryota; Fungi; Glomeromycota; Glomeromycetes; Diversisporales; Gigasporaceae
Source: the annotation of a GenBank genome assembly